AUGUUUGGCAGAGUCUGGCGCUUCUUCCGAAAUCCUGGUACUCGCAGAAAUACAGUACAAUUACCCCAACACGGUGACAACUCUUCAGAGAAUACGCCGUCGCAAAGUGGCUGGCCUCUUGUUAGUGGCACAUACCCUGAAGAGCAGCCAGGACAUCAAACGGUGAUAAAGUUUCUUUCACACAGCAACAAAGCCAAGAUGAAGAUAUUCUAUUCCGCACUAGAGGCAGCUUAUGACAAGUGCGUUCAAGAGUCCAUUGACCAAGCGCAGCCUCUCGGUUCUGUCAACUGGACAGAAGUUCUAUUCAUGGCUCCCAGCGGGAAAGCGGUCAGCUUGAAAGAAGCUGAAGACUUUGCAGUUGAGUUGGAAAUGGAGGACCUGCUUAAAGAUGGACAUGAAGACAAGCUAGCUUCGGAGUGGAUAGCGAAAGCUAGUGCUCGAGGUUGGAUUUAA
This is a messenger RNA of Mollisia scopiformis, 453 nucleotides long. RefSeq lists its product as uncharacterized. The record is from RefSeq and is a predicted model, not a curated record. The transcript has a single exon. The coding region runs from base 1 to 453 and encodes 150 amino acids. NCBI's taxonomy places the organism in Eukaryota, Fungi, Ascomycota, Leotiomycetes, Helotiales, Mollisiaceae.